Auxenochlorella protothecoides is the source of this 2727-nucleotide messenger RNA. Its product is annotated as Testis-expressed sequence 10 protein-like protein. The record is from RefSeq and is a predicted model, not a curated record. The transcript has 4 exons. Gene Ontology annotation, cellular component: nucleus. Bases 1 to 2727 code for a protein of 908 amino acids. Lineage: Eukaryota; Viridiplantae; Chlorophyta; Trebouxiophyceae; Chlorellales; Chlorellaceae.
AUGGCAAAAUCCGGUAAACGGAAGAAUGCGGGGGUCGGCAUCGACUUCAAGCGUGCCAAGCACAAGGUUGGGCGCAAGCUGCCCGCCGCCGCGAACGCCACCGACACGACCAUCAAGUCCGCCACCAUCUCGCUGGGGCAGCAGAGCAUGGCCGUGGACCGUGCGGGGCAGGCUGUCACCGCACGAAACCUGACGCUCAAGACGCUGGCCCAGUGCUCGCACUACUCCGAGAAAGUACGGCGGGACGCGCUGGAGGGCCUGGCCCAGCUGGCGCAUGCCGACGCGCGCGCCUUCCGGCGCGGCGCCUCGGCCGUGGUGGACGCCGUCGCGGCGCGGCUGGGCGACGCCGAAGCCAGCGUGCGCGCCGCGCUGCUGUGCACGCUGCGCGAGGCGGUGCUGCCCGCCCUGGGUGGCGACGCGCUGGCGCCCUUUCUUCCGCGCCUGAUGGCCGCUCAGGCCGCGGCGCUGACGCACCUGGGCGGUGCCGUGCGCGCCGACGCGCUGCGCAGCCUGCAGGCGCUCGCCGAGGCCGCGCCGGCCGCGCUGGGCCCCGCCCACCUGCCCGGCAUCCUGCGCCACUUCUGUGCGCUGCUCUCCCGCUCCGCGCGCGGCCGGACGCUGCAGGCUGGAUCGCUGACCUCGCUGGGCGAGACCCUGGCCUGCCUGGAGAUGCUGCUGGGCAGGGUGGCUGCUGCGAGCGGGGAUGGAACGGAACCGGAAGCACCUGGCCCCGCGGUCACCACUAGUCCGCGCUGCCGCUGGGCGCCCAGGGUCCCGGACGUGGCUGCCACGGCGUGGGGCUCCUUGGCGGACACCACGCCCAUUGCGACGACUACCGCAGCCUCCGGCCGUCAAGGCCCGCAUCGCAAGGCGCGGGGCGAGGCGGUGGAGCUCCUCUCGCACCUCCUGGCCGCCUGGAGCGAGUGCGGGGCGGACUCGCUGGCCGCCGACCCCGCCGAGCUCCCUGCGCGCUGCCUGGGCUCCAUCUGCCGCUGCCUGUCCCUGGUGCUGGACGUCUGGGGCCUGGGCCUGGCGUACGUGAGGCCGGCGGUGGACGGCGGCGUCGCCACCACGAUGGCGCGGCGCGGCGCACGCCACUCACCACCCACGCCCGCCGAUCUCAUCCUGCGCCGGCUGGCCCCCGCGCUCCCCGUGCCGCGGCCGGGCGUGGCCAUGGGCGCGGGCACGCUGGCGGCGCUGGUGGACCUCAACGUUGCCGGCGCGGUGCUCCUCGCCCGCUUCCUGGCCGCGGCCUUCGCGGACUCGCGGGGCGCGGGGCCGGCAGGCCAUGAGGCCUGGUCGGCGCGGCUGCUGGCCUGGAUCGCGGGCGUGCUGGAGGCGGACGCCGCGGUGGGCCCGAGUCCUAAGAAAGAAGGAAGUACAGGCCCCACGCUGGCGCCGGGGGCCUACGCCGCCGUGCUGCGGGGCGUGGCCCAGGCCCUGCCCCUCCUCCCGCCGCCCAACCGCCGGAGGUUGGUGCGCGCGGCGCUGGCGCUGGCCGGCCGCUCGCCGCCGGACUCGGCCGCCUUUGCGGCCGUGGCCGCCGUGUGGGGGCCCCUGCUGGCCGCCCCAGCCCGCUCCUUCUAUGUGCCCCUCAAGGAUGGCCACCCCGUCGUCGACCUGGACGACGCCCUGGCCUGGCUGCAGACACUGCCCCGCGCGCUGUGGACGCUGGGCUCCGCACACCAGCAGCGCAGCGCGCAGCUCCUGCGCCAGCUGCUGGACUCGGCGCGGUGCAGCCUGCCCGGCGGCCGGCUGGCAAGGGCCCUGGCGGCCCUGCAGCCCCAGCUCCUCGUGCUCUGGGGCAGCGCUGUUGCUGCCGACACGCUGGCGCACCUGGCCGCGCCCACGCCCCUCCUGCUCCGCACCGCAGCCUGGGUGGCCGUGGCGGAGGCCUACCCGGUGGACACCGCGGAGAGGCUGGUGUCCAACGUCCAGCGCCUGCUGACCGGCGACGAGGGGGGUCCGGGUGAAGCGAGUGCAUCGAAUUCCAGCCUGCUGGUCGAUCGCCUGGUGGUCCCCCUGCUGACCUGGCAGGCGGAGGCGGGGGUGUCGCCCAGCGCCGACGCGCGCCGGCGCGAGGCGGUGCUGACCGCCGCGUGUGCGGCGCUGGUGCAGGCCCCGGGCGCGGCGCGCCUACUGUGCACCGGCGAGGCGCUGGGCCGCAUCGUCCAGCUCGGCGCGCACGGCGCGACCGCGGCGCACGGCCUGCUGCGCGCGCUGCUGGCCGCGCAGCGGGCACGGCCGGGCAGCCUGGCUGAGGAGGCCUGCGUCGCGGCGCCGGCCCUCGUGCUUGGGCCGCUGCUGGCGACGAGCGGCGAGGGAUCGGUGGACGGCGAUACCAGCGAUGCUGGGGAGAGUGAGAGCGACGAUGCCAUGCGAUGGGCGAUGACCAGCGCCGUCGAGUGCGCCGCCAUCGUCCCCAGCGCUCUGUCCGCACUCAUACAUGGCUGCGGCGGUAAAAGCAAGGGGCGCGCAACUAGAGCGGGGGGCGAGCCGGCAGCCCCUCCCACCCAGCUUCUUCACCGCCUGCGCCUGCUGCACCUCCUGCUCGAGGAUGGCGGCCUGGCGGAGGGCCUGCUUGCCUUGAGUACAGACCUCCAGACCUGCCUGGAGGCUGUUGCAGAGGAAACCGCGGCCCUGCAUGAGGCCGACCCGAGCGCCGGUUCGGCGAGAGAGUGGCUGGCGCGCUGCCGGGCGCGCGCCGAUAUACUCCUUGGUCGCUGA